Messenger RNA from Bacillus rossius redtenbacheri, 9860 nucleotides. RefSeq names its product rho-related GTP-binding protein RhoN-like. The record is from RefSeq and is a predicted model, not a curated record. Gene Ontology annotation, cellular component: cytosol. The transcript is spliced from 5 exons. Bases 28 to 654 code for a protein of 208 amino acids. Gene Ontology annotation, biological process: small GTPase-mediated signal transduction. NCBI's taxonomy places the organism in Eukaryota, Metazoa, Arthropoda, Insecta, Phasmatodea, Bacillidae. Gene Ontology annotation, molecular function: GTPase activity; protein kinase binding; GTP binding.
GCCGACCAUCGACAAGACCUCGGGAACAUGUCUCUAUGUUCUGCGCGCCGUGGUUUCCCUGUAAUGGUGUACACGCCGACCGGCUUCGAGAAAUACUCGUGCACCUACAACGUCGGCGACUACAGGAUACACUUCGUGGUCUGGGACACGUCUGGCACGGUGGCCUACGACACGGUGCGACCGCUGGCCUACCAGGACUCCAAGGUGUUCCUGCUGUGCUUCCGGGUCAGCGACCCCGACUCCUUGGACAACGCCGUCAACAAGUGGUACCCAGAGAUCCGGCAACACUGCGACAACACGCCGGUGAUCCUGUGCGGCUGCCAGGCCGACAUGAGGAACGACAUAGAGACCAUAUCCAGCCUCGCCAAGGUCCGCAGGAUACCGGUCACUUCCGAGCAGGCGGUGACGGUGAGCCGGACGGUGGGCGCGACCACCUACGUGGAGACGUCGGCCAAGGCGUCGGCCAAGGCGGUGCGCGACGCCUUCGAGGUGGCGGCGCUGGCGGCGCUGGGCAAGCUCAACAAGAACCACGCGGCGCUGCAGCGCCACAAGGCGUACGGCCACCACGGCGGCGGCGGCGGGGGCGGCGCCAAGAGCAAGCUGGACCUGCGCGCUGAGCUCAAGGACCGCGCCAAGAGCUGCUGCCUCAUGUGAUGUUGCUGCGGCUCAUGACCCAGAUGAGCUGCAGCCGACCCGGGCGCCGCCGAGUGCUCCGACUAGAGACCAAUAGCUCGUGCCCGCGCUCGGCGGACUCCUGCCCCCAACCGAACAAACUGUCGAGAAGUUUCUGAAAUGUGUCUUAACCUCCAAGUUGGUGUUAGUGAGAUAGAAACAACCAAGUGUCAUUGCUGAACGUGUUUACACAAGUAGAAAAUAAUUAUUUUGGCGACAUUAAGUACGAGGACUACUGUUUUUACUCUCAAAGUUUUCACACUAAUUAUUAUUUAUUAUGAACGACCAUAGCACUAUCAUGGAAAAUAUUAAACAUCAAAUAUCACAAUUUAAAUAAAUCAACUAAAAUCUGUUUUGGUAGUUUAGCCUACUUAAGAACUAGAAUUUGUUGAACUCUUCACAUCAAAAUUAUUGUUACAUGACUUGAAAAGAAAAUAUGCUUUCAUGUUACACAAACUUAUAUUCAAUUGUAAUUUGUAUACAUAUUUGUACCACGUACUAUCCUAAUGAAAAGUGUGACAACUAAAAUUGAUUGCUGUUACUGCUGUGAUUGCUGUUCAGUGUUUUGCAUUUUGCUGUGUAUUCACAGUCUAACUUUACGAGCAUUUCAAAUGUAUUAUACCUUAUAUUCUAAUUUAAUGCACUGCUAAUAUUGAGAAAACUUGCAAAAAUUAGAAUGCUUUAUUUUAAAAUAAAUUGUAUUUAAAUUUUUAACAACUUUUCAAUCAUUAUUAUUUUUUUUAAAUUUACCAAGAGCAUUAAAUGACAAAGUAAAAAUAAACUAAUACUUUUUUAUUGAAAUUAGUUCGUUAAGUACGUGGUCCACAUUUCUGCAAAUAGCUUUUUGCACAGAAAAUUGUUACCAAUUAAUUUUUUUUUCCCAGAAACACUUGCAUAACAUCCGUCAGAGUUACUUUAUAUUCGUAUCAAUGUAGCAUAUCAGUGCAUUGUGUAAAGACAUCUAAAACCUUCAGUAAAACAGAGUGUAAUCACAUGUGUGGAUCACAGGGCAGAAAACACUUCUCGGAACACAGACUCGAUGCUCAGUAAUAGAGCCACGACCAUCUCGUGGAUUCAUUGGGUAGUGAAGUAGACUUGAAGCACAUAUACAUCUACUUCACACUGACGAAAACUCAGUCAGUUAGAAACAAGGAUGAGAGGAUACUCUAUCACAUGUAACUCGUGUUCUCGACCAAUGAACAUUCUUAAAAGGCUUGAUUAUGCAUAGGCAAGUUGAGUCUAGCCUGGAAAGAAAUGAAUCCACCAAAUAAUCGUGGCUCUAUGCAUGAAUAAAUUAUCAAUACCAAUCAUUUGAACGUGGCAUCUUAGCGCUUCUGGCCAAUGCCCUGUGAAGUAAAAGACUCAAUUUAUGGAGACUGGAAAAUAUUUGCGGAUUCACUUUGAGAUAUGCUAGAAUCAAAACAAUUUUACCUUCAUGCUGCUUUUGUGAUUGGUCAUCAGUUUAUCUGGAGGACUCUGAGCCAUAGGAAAACAUUCAACAAAAGAAAUAUUGAAUCGCAGGCAUCCCAGUUAGCGGGUCUCACAAGCCAAUAGCCACGAGCAGGUGUAAUUUGCCCAAGUGCAUUGAGGAUUGUGGAGUCCAUCCUAGUGGUCAUAGAGAUCACAAAUUUUUUCCAGUUCCUAUCCAUAAACAGUAAAGAAAGGGCAUUGGAGAGAUAGGGUUGAUAAGGGAAAGGUGGAGGAGAAAAAGAGGAAAUUCUUAGUCUAUGAAUAAAGAAACCAAUUGAUCAACCUAAGAUUGUGAUCUUUAUUUAGUUCAGGAAAAAUGGUAUGGCUAAAACACCAGGAGCUCUGUCAUGUAGGCAUUCAAUUGGUAAAUUAUGAGUCGAGUGUAAUUAUUAACAAUGUUGAGAAAGGCGUGAAUAUGUUUUGAUGACACAGCCCGAGUAAGCAGACGUUCUGCAGUGUGCAGAUAUUGUGUAUAAAAUUCAGAAUGUUCCAUGAAAAAAAAUUUUUAAAAAUAUAUAAAUUUUAUUGCUACUUGAGUAAAAAAAAAAAGUGUACUAAUUGCAUUAUUUUAAUUUUAAUCAGUUUACAUUUACCACCCAAUAUCUUUUGGGUGAUAAAUUGCACUGAAAGAUUUGUGAAAUUUGAUUAGGCGAAGAUUUACUCUGUAUUUGUUGAGGAUUUCUAGAAAACUAAGACAUAUGUACUCGAAAGAAAGAAAAUUAGCCUCUUGAAAAAAAGAGGGCCUAAGUUAACCCGGGUUUGAGCCACAUAUACAAACUGAUUUUAUUGACAGAGCGCCUUGUUAAUACCUCAGUAGUUCCAAGUCAGCCAUGAUCAUAACUCUAAUUGAAAUUAGUCAUUUUGGUGCCAAGCCUUGCUGGAAAAUGUACUUGUAAAACAUAAUUACUUAUUUGCAUUAUCAAUAAUUUAUUUUCUUAAAGUCCAAUUAGCCCCAAGCAAAUUCUUUAAGUUACUUUCAAAAACAUUGUUUUUACAGUUUGAUAUUAUGCAUGUAAGGUGGUAUUAUUAAUUAUUAAUUACAAAGAGUGAUAACAGCUGUAUUCUAAAAUAUUGUGAAAAUUAAUAGUAAUAACAAAAUGAUUUCUAGAUUGUUGAAGGAGAUUGAUUUUUGUAAGCAUUAGGGGAGCAAGUCAAGACUAUUGCUGUACAUACUGUGUUUUGUAAAUUAUAAUAUGGUGUAAAAACAUGUAUGUAGAUGUCUUGUUACCUAUUUGUAACUGCUUUAAAUACUCAUAAAUGAUAGUUUGCCUUGAGGUGAACAUCUUGUUACUGAACAGAAGGAAAUCUUGUUCUAAAGAUAAUUCUAGUUAUAUUAUCAAGAAUAUAUCUGAAUUGUAGAACACUAUUCAAUCCUUGUUCAUACGUAUACAUUCAGCAUUUUUAAGGCAUUUCAAGUCAAAAUAUCUUUUACAGCACAAAUGUUUCAGACACAUGUUUACAACUUUGUAGAAACACUUAAAUGUUUCAGUAAGGUUACAUUACAUUUAUGGAAUGUAUCUGGAACUCUUUCACUAUAUCACGUUUGUAAUAUAUACACUUUCCGGAUCCUAAUACAAUAUGUGCACUACCUUUCGUGCACAAAUAGUAAAAAAAAUGUGAAUGCUUUCUCAAUAAGCGCUAUAUUUCACUAGUGUGUACACAGAUUUAACACAAAGUUGUAAUGGCUAACAAAAAUUAUUUAGAUAUCUGCUUACCGAACACACUUAAUGAAAUUAAAUUAAUGGGCUUAAUGUCUGUCGACAUCGAAAGUAGGUUACUUCACACGAUGAAGCAAAGGUACCAUGUUCACUUAAAUAUGUCUUCCCAGUCACUCAAAACCAGUCUCUGGAAAUGUUUUGCUUCCCUUAUUUACGCCGCUCAGCAGUUCUAAGAUAUACUGAAAAAAAUGGAAAACAAUGACUCAUUUAUGGACAUGCGCAUAUGGACUUAACACUGCAAGUACUCAUUAUGUUGCUUCCUAAUCUUGCUUUUUGCAUUAAGAAUAGCUGAUUAAUUGCUAGUUUGACCCCCUGCACGUGGUAGCAAUUAUCAUGUACCUAAUGAAAGCAGACAAGCAGAAAGGAUUUUGUAAACAUGAAAGAAAAUUAUUCAGAAUUUGUUUUUAAUAAUAAUAAUUUUAAUCAUUACAAAUUUUCUAUACCUUACAAUUUAGUGUAGUUAUUAAUUAUUUUAAUUUGUAACAUUUUCCAUAUAUGCUUUAAAAAUACGGAAUAUUUUAUAUUUUAAAUACGUCAAUACUAUUUUGAAAAUAAGGUGCAUUGCUGGAUGAAACAGGAUAUUUAUUAACUAAUGCAAUACAUAGUACAUUAUUGCAUUUAACAGAUAUUACAAGUUAUUCAGGAAAAAAAACAAAUGAAUUUACAGUAACACCUUUGCACCAAUAUAUUCAAUACAUCUUCCGUAUUAGAAAGGUACAAGAAAGUGUGCACAUACAUGCAGUAUAGGCAUCAGUUAUAAACCAGUUCAUCAUUAAAUUGUCAUAGGCUUCCUUGUGUCAUUUGAUUUACUGUUGAAGAUGCUAGAUGUUAAGAUAUUUAGCUCACACAGAUCGACAAGUAUUGGCAUUCAUCAAUUGAGUCUACAGCUGACUCCACUUGAUAGAGCGCUCGUAACAAAACACAAUAGAUAGGCUUCAGUGAUGUUUCCCCAUGUGAUAAUUCACUGACAACAAGAACAAAAAUAUAUUGAGUUCAGUUCUGCAUUAGGACCACAUGAAUCUUGUUAGCUAUGAAACUUUCACCUGGCUUUUGCACACCAAAUUGAUUCUAGUAACAUUUAUUACACCAUGCCCUUGAAAGAACUUUGUGAUUUAUGUUGCUCCAAUUAAAACUACUUUGCCCCCCCCCCCCCCCCCAAUUAUUUAAGUCUUUAUAACACAAAACCAUCUUAAUUUAUUUAAUGUCCUGAACCAAUCAGGGCCUCCUAGGAUAACAAAAUCAGAGCACAUUUUGUGCAUGAGCAAGGUUUUUACAUUAACUGCAUACUUUUAGGUAUCACCAUCCACUAUUUUAAAAACAGCACAAUUAUUACAAGCCAUCAUGGGUUUUCUCCUUCAUACAAAUUCCAAUUAAUAUAACUUUUGGUCUGAGAUCCUGUUACAUUCUUUCGUUUCCAAUACCAUGGUACAAACAGAAAUAUGCCAUCUUGGUUUCAACAGUUUAUGGGUCAUACUUUUUUUUUAAAUUUUCCUUUAUUAAAUUUUAGUUAUUGAUAUAAUUUAGUGGAAUCCCUGAAGUUCUGUGUGACUUGCUGCUACAAAUAAUUUUCCCGGAAAAGUCAUUGACAUAUAGUAUUUAGUUAGUUUUUGGGAUUACUUCAACAUAUAAAUUACUUUCUGUCAAUAGAGCCUAUGGUAUGGACUUUAAAUAUCUUUCUGUGUGUGAUAUCUGCCUUAAUGAAAGCAAAUUUUCAAUAUUAAAAGAUAAAAAAUUGUUAUGGCAUGAAAACGUUUGAAAGCAUUAUGGCGUAUUUUGGUUCCUACCUAUCCCCCUUAACCCUGAAUUUUUUGGAUAGUAAUGGUUAGAAUUCCAACAUCUAGAGAACCCAUUCAAUUAAACUUUCUAACGUCCUUAGAUGCCGAUAUGUCGUGGUGACAGUCUGACCUCGGCGUCUUCUAACCAGCUCGAUGGGGUCAGUCCUCCUCUCCCCUUGUGUGACAUGCUGCGUAAGCAUAGGUGCGGAUUCAACACUCGCGAGUCUGUUGUAGCCUCGAGCCAUCGUCUUAACUCACCCAGCAGCCUCGAGCCAUCGUCUUAACUCACCCAGCAGCCUCUGGAUCACCUCAAUAACAUCUCAUCCUAUCACCUUAGAUCCCAGCCUAGUCCUCAUUUUUCUUCUGUCCCGUCUCCCAGUAGCCUUUGAACCACCUCGAUAACAUCUCGUCCUAAAACCUUAUGUUCCAGCCUGGUCCUCGUUCCCCUUCCGUCCGUAUCCCGGGGAACGUGUAACAAAACAGCUUCUGGGAUUUAGAGGGGCGCCACACUCUUCUACCAAAAUUAUUCUAUGCUCUUACAGGAGGUGAGUAAAAUACCCACCACCACGCAGACUACAUCAAUAAGGAUCGUAGGCCUUCGCAGCUAUUGUCAGAUGUUUCUUUGCUUGUGGGUUUUAUCCAUGUACAAAUUGAAGAGUUCACAAAUGUUUUGUUUGACAUAGCAGUCGCCAUCAUCACGGUAAAAAUCUAAUUAUGAGACUAAAAGUGCCGAUCCCCAAUCCAGCUUUAAACAGAAGGAAGUUUAUUUAUCGGUACUAUCUUCUUCCAGAUUGAAGUUCUUAUUAUUUCUCACAGAUGAUGCAGGAUCUCUAUAUUGUAGUUGGUUUCAUUCAAAUUUUUUCAAUACUAAAAACCAACCCUGUCACCAAUAAUCACCCACAUUCUGAUGGAAUGCACCAGCUCCAUUGCUCACCAAACAAACCCAGUCAAACAUGGCUCUGAAUGUAUUCAGCCAGAGGGUUGCCCCAUCUGUAUGAUUACUGUAACCGGAUGAAGCCGAUUUUUUUAUCAACUCAUGGUCUACACCACAUUGGUAAGACUCCCAAAACAUUGGCUUAAGUGUAGUUUUAAAUGACUGUAUUUUAUAAAAGUGACCGUGUUUAAUGACGGAGAUUCUGAUUCAUACUUGCUAACCAUCAUCAGAUGUGGUCAAGCACCAUUCCCACAAUGUUUUGGGCGUGACGACACAGCGAUAGCGAGGUAAAGAACUGACUUCAAAUACGUCUCAGAAUGCUGUCUCCUGACAAUUCCUAACUUUCUGUAUUCAGUGUUGAGGUUGACCCUUCAUUGUUAUUUUCCAUGAAACUUGAUCCACAUUGUAACCUUAUAUUUAAUCCACUUUAAAGUCAUGUAACCAGGAAAUGUGCCGUAACCUCAGCACAUCUUAAGAGGCGAGCGUGCCACACUGGGCAGUCGACUUGCAACCCAACAUUAUUGGUUGGCCUGAGCUAACCUUACGCCCUCCGGACGUCAGCACUCCCAAGUUUCCAGUACUACACCAGGCUCAGACUGGGACCUGAAAAGAUACCCGGGUGCUGGCACUAUGCUAUAACAUAACAAAAUACUUCUCCAAAAACAUUUACCUAACAUUUAGUGACACGCUUCUCUUAGACAGCGCAAGGGGCUAGGCAAUGAAGGUGUUACGAUAAAAAUGAGAUUUUUAAGGUAAACAGAGGUAAAAAUUAAUAUUCUUGUAAAAUAUCUCUUAAAUCACACCCACACACCCUUACUUUUCGACACACCAAAGCAAACAGCACUGCCAUAUAAAUGCAUCGAUAGAUUCCUGCAACAUUAACAGUAUUUUCUAGCACUAGGAUGAACUUCAUACACUUGUACACAAAUAAGUCGGUGUUUAUUGUCUACUGGCUGCUGCCACAUUUCACCUUUCGGCCAGAUUGCAUGUCAUUGGGUCAUUUUAAUUUUGUAAUUUUUGUAUUGGUUUCUAACCAUUCUAAAUGUAUCAAAAAUACCUAACGGUCCAAAGAGAAAGCAGUUGAAGUGUAUAAUGGUAUGCAAUCCAGCCUCUUUUCAGAUAGUACCGCGAAUUUUGUGGGUCUCUAUUCAUCACAUUAUACCCUCAUCCACUAGUAUGUCAAAACUUUCGCAAAAUUGUAAAAUAACACCUCUGAUAGUACAAUGCGUUAAGUAUCAUAGCCAAGAGUGUAAAUAGUUUUUUUGACCGACCCUGGAAAUAGAAACCCAUUUGGCAGUUAAUAAAAUAUGCAGAACAAAUUCAUGUACCUAGGGGCAUUUUUAGAAAAUCAUGAGCAUUAGAUUCUGCCAGCAUCAUCAUUAACUAAAUCGAAUUGGUUUGUAUUACUGCCAUAUCACAACUGAAUGUUACAAAGCUGGUUGAUCUUUUCUGUUUGAAUCACAAAUUUUCCAGUAAGCAUUCACAUUAUUAUAUGCACCUACUUGUAGCUUCUCUCUGUAAUAUCAGCCUAUAUGAUACUACUUUUGAAACCAUCGGCAUGCUUCAGUCUGUAAUAACUGCAGCGUUGCUUUUGCUAUAUCAUUUUGUAAAUAAUGUAUAGGUUGUUGUUGAUUGUGAUAAGAUUGUAAAUAAAAUGCACAGUUAUUUACAUGUUGCAUCAUAAAAAAAAGGUAGAUAUAGUGUUUUCAUACAAUUAUUGUAAAUCCAGUUGCUGGGAAAAUGUCUUGCUAUUAAACUUAGAAAUAUGACAAUAUUGUCUGAUUUUGUUUGUUAACUGUAUAGAAAUAACUGUACAUAGUUAUAUAUAUAGUUUGUAGUCAGUUGUGUGAACAUCUCAAUGUACAGUCUUUUUUUUAAUGUUAUUGUAUAUUUUAACUAUUACAAUAAGUGAAAAGUUAAAAAUAAAUAGUGCAUAUAUUUAUGCUUUUGGAAGUAGCUUUUGCAAGUUUUUACUUGUGAGAUGGAGACAUCUUAAAAAAAAGAAUAAAAAUAAAAAUGUAUUGAAUUAAAUUGCAACUAACUAAACAUAGACAUGAAAAUUAACUAUUUUAAAUAAUAUUUUGUACCGUGUUUAUGAAAUGUUUGUGGCUAAGCCAAUUCAUAUUAUUGACAGUGAAAUUUAAUGUACGGUAUCCACUCUGAGAAUGUGUGUUCAUCACAUCUGUGUAUACUGUUCCACUACCAAGUAGAAAGACAAUAUUUUUAUGCAUGUAUUUGUUGAGUGUUGUAGUUUCCAUAGUUUAUGUUGAGAGUACUAUAUAGUGUAAAAAAAAUGAACAUUUUUCAUUUGUUACCAUUUCAACGUGAAGAGCCUGUUUGUUGUAAAUGUCACGAACACAUUGUCCACAUUCAAAGGAAUUUUUUACAUUCGCAUGAAGUGAAAUAGAACUUCUUGAAUUUAAAUAUGAUAUUCUCUUUAUUGAUUCAUACACACUAUUUCAAACUAUUCAUAACUUGCUUACAUGACCCAUAAUUUUACUGCUGCACCAUCAUAUAUAUAUAUAUUUUUUUUUUUCAAUUAAAAAGCUGUGCCAUCCUUAAUGCAAAAUUAUACAGACAUUUGUAUGGUAUAUUUAUUUUAUUUUUUUUAGACCCAAUACAAAAUUUUUAUUUCAUAUAUUUUACCAACUGUAAAAGAAUGAUGAAAAAUCAUGUUAUAGUAUUCUAACAGCAAAAUAAAUUAAAUAUUUUACCCAUCAUAUAGCCUAUCAGCUAUCAGUAAUGACCACGGCGUAAUCUUCAAGUAGAUGAAUAGUUACGGCUCAAUCUCAUUUUACUAUUAUUUAAAGGACUAUCCUGCCAAUUUGUUUUCUCUCACUUGUAUUUUUUGUAGGGUCACAUAUUUUCUCACCGGAUAUUUACUAAACGUUAUUUUCGAAUCGUAAAAGGUCACACCGACAUUUUCUUCAUCAAUGAUUUCCCAGCUGUUCCUUGUUUCAAACAUGACUGCAUUACUCACCUCUGGAUGUUGGUCUAAUCACAUGCUAGCCUGACACAAAAAAAAUUUGUAGUGUUUCUCGCAUGAGCUCAAGAGUGGGCCUACAGUGCAUUCGUGUGCAAACAUUUUUUUUUUUUAAAUAGGUUCUUGAUAGAAACCACUUCAUGUUACUGCCAGUCGCGUCGUAAUUUCCAAAGUUUCAAUAGAUCGCCUCAAUAACUUGAGUCGCUAGACGCACAGCACUGUUGAUUUGAAUGCACAAAGCACCCAAAGCUAUUUAUUUAUUUAAAUGCAAAUCACUCUGGGCCCAUCAAAAGUGUGGUUUAUUUGAA